This is a messenger RNA of Gryllus bimaculatus (two-spotted cricket), 2615 nucleotides long. NCBI's taxonomy places the organism in Eukaryota, Metazoa, Arthropoda, Insecta, Orthoptera, Gryllidae. The record is from the annotation of a GenBank genome assembly.
GAAAGAUAUUUUGAAUGCAUUCACCCAACUAGUGACAUAAGAGUGAAGAUGGUUAUGAAAUACAAAGGGCCUGCCUCAGACACAGAUUCUGAAAAAAUUUUUAAUAUGAUUUUUAGAAAGAUUAUGAUCUAUUUGGGCAUGAAAAAUGUUGGAUGCGAGUUUUUAGAUCCUUUUGCAAGUAUCAACCUAACACAUUAUGGCUUAGAGAUUUGGCCUGGUUUUGCAACAAAUGUUCUACAAUGUGAUGGAGGGCUGCAAGUCUCUUUUAAUGCUUCUAAUUGUGUUGUACACAGCAAAUCUGUUUUGGAGCUUAUAUACCAUAUUCAACAAGAGAAACCAAAUACGUUCCAAGAAGAGUGUUCAAGACUGAUUACUGGUGCUACCGUUAUAACAAGAUACAAUCAUAAAAUUUAUAAAGUAAAAUACAUUUGCUGGGAUAAGCACCCAGAAUCCUCUUUCACAACAAAUCAGGAAAAUCAAAUAACUUAUUUAGAUACUACACCAAGUCAACUUCAAAUAACAGUCCAGGAUAUGGGUCAGCCCCUCUUAUUAGCUCAUGCUAUGAAAACAAUUAAUAUUCUAAAUGAAGAUUUCGAAGAGGAGUUAUGUAUAACUCUCAUCCCAGAACUGUGUUACUUUAUUGGGUUGACCAAGGAAAUGAGAAUGGAUCGAAGAUUGAUGAGGGAUAUUACCCAGAGAUUCCAGCCAUCACCUACCAUCCUACACGAUGGAAUAUGCAAACUUUUGCAGAAGAUUGAUGGCAAUGACAUGUCGAAAAGACUGCUAAAUGCAUGGGGUUUAAAUGUUGGUGUAUGUCCCCUGAGACUUGAAUCAAGAGUUCUAAACCAAGAGACUUUGUGGUAUAAGAACGCAAGAAUAGACCUUGCUGCUGGUCAGGCAAGAUGGUCUGUCGACCAUCAGUUCUUAAUCAAAAAAGAUCUCAAGAAUUGGGCGAUUCUUCACCUUGAAGAUGACAAGAGUCUGGCACAACAAUUAGAAAGCAACUUGCGGUGUGUAGCUGAAUCCUUUGAUAUGAGAAUUUAUCCUGGAAGACUCCUUCAAGUUCCAGAAAAUACCACUAACAGUUAUUUGCACAUCCUGGAGUCCACAAUUGAUCCAGCAAUUAAGUUAGUCAUUAUCCUUGUACCAUCUGCUCAGUCUGAAAGAUACGCAGCAGUAAAAAGAUUUUGCUGCAUUGAUAAACCCCUCAUCUCCCAGGUAGUUGUCACACAGACCUUGAGUAAAACCCCUAAGGUCAAACAUAUCACUAAAAAUCUUGUGAUGCAAAUCAAUUGCAAGUUGGGUGGAGCCCUUUGGAAUGUUACAAUUCCCUAUAGUAAGCUAAUGGUCUGUGGAAUUAAUAUUUUCCCUGACACUUCAAGAAAGUGUUUGGUAAUGGGCUUUGUUGCAUCAUCAGAUCCACUGCAGCUAUCUUGGCACUCCAAAGUCGGGUUUGGAGCUUCAAUAAAAGAAUUUGGGGACACUCUUUAUUUGGGCAUGUUAAAUGCUUUGAAAAGAUAUAAAGAGGUGUCAGGAGUUUUACCUCAUAGAAUCUUAGUUUACAGAGAUGAGCUCAGUGAUGAAGAGGUGAAGUUGAUACAAGAAAUAGAUGUUCCUAACUUCACAAAAAGUUUCAGGGAUGUUGCAGUGAAGUACCGACCAAAGCUCACAGUAAUAAUAUGCCAGAGGAAAAUUAUGACCAGAUUGAUGGCUGUUGAAGACGCCUGGGGUUUAAAUAUUGGCAUGUGCAACCCCAUGCCUGGUGUAGUGUUAGACCACACCAUCACCAGAUGUGAUCAAUAUGAUUUUUUUCUAAUAUCCCAGAAUGAUAAGUUUGGUACAGUUUCACCAACCCACUAUGUUGUGGCAUAUGAUAGUGGUGAUAUGUCACCUGAUAAACUUCACAAAAUUUCAUACAAAAUGGCUCAUUUGUAUUAUAAUGUGCCAGGCUUAAUCAGCAUACCAGCUCCAGUACAAUAUGCACAUCGCUUAGCCCGACUAGUCGGUGAACAUCUCCAUGAGGAGCCUUCUCCAGCCCUGAGUGAUACGCUGUACUUCAUUUGAGCAAUACUUUAUCUGAAGUGGAUACUUUAUCUGAAGUGGAUACUUUAUAGUAGGAAAAUGAAAUAUAAGAAUGGAAAUAUAUAUUAGGAGUUGAUUAAAUAUUUCCAGUACUUCCACAUAUUUCCAAUACUUCCACCCUGAAAAGAUUUUACAUUUGUGGUACAUUUUCAAAUGUGGUACAUUGUAAUUUUGACCGAAACCUUUCCAAGAAUGUUUAUUACUUUAUUACUUAUUUGUUAUGUCUUCUAAUUAUUUCCCUUUAGUUUUGUAUGUUUUCUUAGUUAUGUUUUUUGGUGUUAUUGUGAUUUUUAAAAAUGUAGGCCUUUAUGUUAGUUUUGAUGGAAGUGAGAACUGAGAAUUGUAAGCAAUGAGUGUUUAUGUAGUCAACCUAUUUUUAUAUUAGUCAGUAAACAGUUGGCUUGUUCUCAUUUUGUUCUUUCCCUCCAAAUUUUACUGUUCAAUAAUUGUUUGCAAUAUAUUACUUUUUGAUGAGAUUUUUUACAAAUCAAUAAUGUACUUUCAUUGGAGUCAUGGUAAACACUUCUUUAAGG